Beauveria bassiana ARSEF 2860 is the source of this 2580-nucleotide messenger RNA. RefSeq names its product PH domain-containing protein. NCBI's taxonomy places the organism in Eukaryota, Fungi, Ascomycota, Sordariomycetes, Hypocreales, Cordycipitaceae. Bases 1 to 2580 code for a protein of 859 amino acids. The transcript has 5 exons. The record is from RefSeq and is a predicted model, not a curated record.
AUGCUGGCUCUCGGAUGCUCGUUGAAUCUCAAGCUGCAACCAAAUUCAAGCAUGAGCCAAGAUUCUAUUUACGGCUACUACAUUGAGCACGACGCCCACCCUGAUCCUCACGACGACGGCGCGAACCUCGCCGGCCAGCAUCAGCACUACCUUCAGCCGCCUUCUGGUCGCUUUACCGAAGAGUGGGACGCCAGCCAGCGCGGAAGCUCCAUCAUAGACGGCCACAACCCCAACAACAAGCUCGCCAUGCAGCGCACUGCCUCCAUCAGUAGCUAUGCUGCUGGCGACGACGUCAAUUUGCCCAUCAGAAACGGCAAUAUCCUCAGGAAGAAGAGCUCCAUUCGGCGCACCGGCAGUCUCGGUCGCAGCGCCAGCCGUCGCAGCAACAGGGCUGGCAGUGUCCGCAGCCUGGCUCUCCAAUCCUCUUCAGACCGCGAUGAGGGCCACAGCGCUUUUUAUUGCCCCGUCCCAACCUCUGGCAACCCCACCAUCGUUCUCGCAGAGAGAUUCCAGACCUGGAGAAAGUAUCUCAAGGAUUUGAUUGCCUACUUUCGCGAAAUUCAGAGUCACUAUGAGCAGCGCGCCAAGUCUCUAACUAAGCUCGGCAAUGCUGUCAACAGUGUUCCCACUCCGGAAAGCUUCCUCAAGUCUGCCGGUCUUGACGAUGCAUUGCAGCUGCUUCGCUCAUACAAUAGAACUGCCGUUCAAGAAGCGCAAAAGGCCAGGGACAUCGAAGAGGACGUCGUUCUCGCCCUUACCGGCCUGCGAAGCGAUCUGCAGCAAAAGAUCAAGGAAAUCAAGCAGCUCUCUGGCGACUUUAAGAACUCUGUGGAGAAAGAGAUGAACGCCACCUCCAAGGCCGUCAGCGCCCUCGCGGAUGUCCUUGAUAAAAAUGAGGCCGACUCCUCUUCGACUACUGGCAAGCAAGAUCCCUUCCUUCUCCGCCUCGCCGUCGACCGUCAGGUCGAGCGCCAACUUGACGAGGAGAACUAUUUGCACCAGGCCUACUUGAACCUUGAAGGCUCCGGCAGAGAACUCGAGUCCAUUGUUGUUGGUGAGAUUCAAAAGGCCUACAACGCCUAUGCUGGCAUUCUCAAGCGAGAGGCCGACAACGCCGUCAGUGUUGUCGGUGAGCUGCGCGAUGGGCCGAUUGCCAUGCCCAAGGACCAAGAAUGGAUCCACUUUGUCACGCACGAGGAUCAAGUGGUGGAUCCCACGCUGCCUCUGCGUGCCCCCGACCAGAUUCACUACCCAGGCCAAGACCACUUGUCCGCACAGGAGAUUCGUGCUGGACUGUUGGAGCGCAAGAGCAAAUACCUCAAGAGCUACACAGCCGGCUGGUAUGUUCUCUCUUCUACUCACCUGCAUGAAUUCAAGUCGGCAGACAAGGGCCAAGCGCCGGUCAUGUCGCUCUACCUGCCCGAACAGAAAGUCGGAUCUCGUUCGGAGGGCGGCAGCUCCUCCAACAAAUUUAUUCUCAAGGGACGUCAGACCGGCGGCAUGCACCGCGGCCACACGUGGGUUUUCCGCGCCGAAAGCUACGAUACCAUGCUAGCCUGGUAUGAGGACAUCAAGGCUUUGACUGAGAAAUCUCCCGAAGAACGCCACCAAUUCGUCCGCACCCACUCCAGAAGCCUCAGCCGCUCCUCGCGCCGCUCGGCAAGAUCCGCCAGUAGCGACGGACUCGAUGACGAGGACGAGGAACCCUUUACAGGCGGCCAAGUCGACACUAAUCCUGCCGCGCGUGCGGAUGCGGCUCCCAGACGACCCGAACCAGGUGGGCGGUUUCCAUCCGAUCUCCAAGUCAUGACGCAGCGCGGCUUACACGCGCCUCAAUCGCCCUCUAGCCUAAGUUCUGGUGCCCAGGAUGAUCCAUCGGAUAUCCACGUGAUUGCCGCGGCGGGCGCCUUGCCAGGAUCCCAUCAACCUCCUGACGGCGCUUACCAAGACAACUAUGGAUACGGCGGCAAGUCCGGUUAUUGCCCGAUGAUGGACGACGUGUCGUCUCAGGCGGCCAUCGCUCACCAGGAAGCGCAGUAUGAUGGUAUCAACCCUUAUACCAGCGAGCCGGUGCAGCAGCGAGAGGCGGAGGGCGAUUUUCUAGGUGGGGGACAUGACGUAGUCCCAGUUGUAGUUGCAGAUACCCCAGUCCAUGGUGACGGCCCGGAGCCGCACCAGGCGACUUCCGACGCUGCUGCGGCAGUUGAUUCAAACAAAGCUCUUGAUGCCAGAACUUAUACCUUGCCAGGCGUCAGCGACGAACAAGUCAAGACCGUCUCGGCCAGUGCGGCUGCGGCAGCGAUUCUCGACGCGGAGGUAGUACCCAGGUCGGAAAUUGUCGCCAGUUCUGAGACACCCGCAGCUAUUCAAAACAAGGCUCUGCAGGUCGUUCCCGAGGCAGAGGCAGCUGACCACGUCACACCUCUGGAGACGCCCCUCAGCGAAGACGUUCCCAGGCCUUCCAUCAGGCCUGAGGAUCACCGAACCGACAGCAUUAUAACCAUUUCCAACCUCAACAUUCCCGGCCGCUUCCCCAAGACCUCUACGACUGAUGGAAACGCUACCAACGCUGUCGCAUGA